Molecule: messenger RNA, 933 nt
Organism: Lachancea meyersii CBS 8951
Lineage: Eukaryota; Fungi; Ascomycota; Saccharomycetes; Saccharomycetales; Saccharomycetaceae
Source: the annotation of a GenBank genome assembly
AUGGAGGGCAUGUUGCAGGGUGGGCCUGCACUCUCGGAUAGGGCAAGAAGCCUUCACAGUAAUAUGACUGCCAGGGGCUCUAGCGCUCUUUUUACUCAGAUUGAAUUGAAGGAUAUAAUGAACAUCUCAUCGCUCACCGAUCUCAUGUCGAUAGUCCAAGAGCUUUUAGAUAAAAACCUUUUGAAGCUUAUCAAGCAAAAUAAUGAGCUUAAGUUCCAAGCCGUUGACUUCGCGGAAGCUCAGAAAAAGGCUGCCAUGACGGCUGAUGAAGCACUCGUCUACUCUUAUAUUGAAGCCAGUGGAAGAGAGGGUAUAUGGACCAAAACGAUAAAAGCUAGAACGAAUUUGCACACGCACGUCGUUCUCAAAUGCUUGAAGUCUCUAGAGUCCCAGCGUUAUGUCAAGAGCGUCAAGAGCGUGAAAUUUCCAACGCGUAAAAUAUACAUGCUCUACAAUUUGCAGCCUUCGAUCGAAGUAACUGGGGGGCCAUGGUUUACGGAUAGUGAACUGGACGUCGAGUUCAUCAACAGCUUGCUAACAAUUGUAUGGCGGUUUGUUGCAGAACGAACAUAUCCUAACGGUUUUAAUAAUUUUACAGGUGGGAAAGAAGUCUUGUAUGCAUCGCACGUCAACAAUUAUGCUUCUACAGACGACAUCCUCGAAUUCAUAAUCAGCGCAAAAGUGGCAAAUGUAGAGCUCUCUACCGCCGACAUACGAUCAUUGUGUCAAGUACUAGUCUACGAUGACAAGCUCGAAAAGAUUUCAUUUGAUUGUUAUCGAAUCUCGUUAAUAAGCAUUCUCGAGAUGACACAGCCUGAAGGGCAGUCAGCUAAAGAUGCCGAAGAAACCUUCUCUCUUUUCAAAUGCCGCAAUGCUAUCGCACCUUCUUCGAAUGAUAAUGAAGCCAUUUACUUAGAUGAGUGGACGCUGUGA